This is a messenger RNA of Vicia villosa (hairy vetch), 891 nucleotides long. Its product is annotated as photosystem I P700 chlorophyll a apoprotein A2-like. The record is from RefSeq and is a predicted model, not a curated record. Gene Ontology annotation, cellular component: membrane; thylakoid. The coding region runs from base 1 to 891 and encodes 296 amino acids. Gene Ontology annotation, biological process: photosynthesis. The transcript is spliced from 2 exons. NCBI's taxonomy places the organism in Eukaryota, Viridiplantae, Streptophyta, Magnoliopsida, Fabales, Fabaceae.
AUGGCAUUAAGAUUUCCAAGGUUUAGCCAAGGCUUAGCUCAAGACCCCACUACUUGUCGUAUUUGGUUUGGUAUUGCUACCGCACAUGACUUCGAGAGUCAUGAUGAUAUUACUAAGGAACGUCUUUAUCAGAAUAUUUUUGCUACUCAUUUCGGACAAUUAGCAAUAAUUUUUCUGUGGACUUCCGGGAAUCUCUUCCAUGUAGCUUGGCAAGGAAAUUUUGAGGCAUGGGUACAAGAUCCUUUACAUGUAAGACCUAUUGCUCAUGCAAUUUGGGAUCCCCAUUUUGGUCAACCGACUGUAGAAGCUUUUACUCGAGGGGGUGCUCUUGGCCCAGUGAAUAUUGCAUAUUCCAGUGUUUAUCAGUGGUGGUAUACAAUUAGUUUACCGGGCUGGUUACACCUACAACUGAAAUGGAAACCGAGCGUUUCGUGGUUUAAAAAUGCCGAAUCCCGCCUCAAUCAUCAUUUGUCAGGACUAUUUGGAGUCAGCUCCUUAACUUGGGCAGGGCAUUUAGUCCAUGUGGCUAUUCCAGGAUCAAGAGGAGAAUAUGUUCGAUUGAGUAAUUUCUUAAGUGUAUUGCCUCACCCUCAAGGAUUAGGGCCACUUUUUACAGGUCAGUGGAAUCUUUAUGCUCAAAACCCCGAUUCUAGUAAUCAUUUAUUUAGUACCUCGCAAGGUGCGGGAACUGCCAUUCUAACACUUCUCGGGGGAUUCUAUCCUCAAACACAAAGUUUAUGGCUUACCGAUAUGGCCCAUCAUCAUUUAGCUAUUGCAAUUCUUUUUCUCAUUGCUGGUCAUAUGUAUAGAACGAACUUCUGGAUUGGGCAUAGUAUAAAAGAUAUUUUAGAAGCGCAUAUUCCUCCAGGGGUAGAUUGGGGCUGGACAUAA